Penaeus indicus is the source of this 2803-nucleotide messenger RNA. RefSeq lists its product as uncharacterized. Lineage: Eukaryota; Metazoa; Arthropoda; Malacostraca; Decapoda; Penaeidae. The coding region runs from base 45 to 1583 and encodes 512 amino acids. The transcript is spliced from 3 exons. The record is from RefSeq and is a predicted model, not a curated record.
AUGUAUGAAGCAAAAACUCAGCAUCAUUUUCUCUCAACAGAACAAUGGUGACGUCAUCAUGGCAUCACACGCCAUAUGUAUCAAUGGUGAAGAUAGUGGCAGUGAUGGUGCUGGGUGUGGUGGUUGUUGACGGCGCCACGGAACUCGAAUGCAACAAGAGCUGUAGCUGUUGGGUGAAGGGCGAAUUCUCGAAGGAAUAUCGUGUUAUCUGCAAUAACACCGUUGAUAAGCACGUGCGGCUAACCAGAAAGGUCUUCUCUGUGCUCUCCGUCCCCACCUUCUCCACCUACGUCCGAGUGGAGGAUGUGGAGUCCCUGAGUGUGGACGAGGCCUUUCUUGAGGAGUGGAGGUCGGAAUUCCACUCCUGCGCCCUUGACCUGUGGCAAGCGGGGAGUGUGGACUUCCCGGUGGUCACCUCUCGCCAUUUCGCUGAACCUUUGGGCUUCGAACACGUUUUCGCAGGGAUUGGCGUGAUCAACAGCACGCUGAACCACCUUCCUCCUGGGAUCUUCCGAGGCAAGCAGGAGGCGGGGCUGAGGCUGUGGCAGAGCUCCGUGGGCGUGUUUCCCCCCGGCCUCUUCCAUGGCGUGGGUACCCUGAAGUACUUAGCCCUUGUAUCCUCCCGCGUAGGUCUCUUCCAGGGACCUGUUGCGGGCGAGAACGGCAGCCUCUCGCUCGGAGGACCCAGCAAGGUGGCCGUCCAGGUGCUGGACUCGGACAUAGGGUUUCUCGGGCCCGGCGCCUUCGCCUUCGACUCCUCCGAAGUCAAGGAAGUGGAGCUCACCAACGUCACCAUUGGCAGCGUGGCAGUGGGCGGGGUGGACCUCUCAGGCCACGCCCAGCUGUCCAUCAGCAACUCCACGGUGUCGGACCUGCAGUCCGGCUCGCUGGUGCUCCGCGGCAGCAAGCUGACUAUCAUUAACAGCACGGUGGCGGCCCGGCCCUCGGCGCUGCAGGCCUUCCCCUGCUCCUACUUCAACAACCACAUCGUCUCCAACCACAUCCUCGUGUCGUCGCCCGUGCCGCUGCCGCUCGAGCGGGAGAAGGUCGUGACGGACGCGAACGGAACGGCGACGGCGACGCAGGACGACUUCUCGGGGCGGGACCUGGCCAGGUGGCUCCUGGAGGCCGUGCUGGACCCGAGCUGCGUGCCCUACAACCUGCCCGAGUGGGCGCGCUCCGAGGAGGAGGCCUUCCUGACCCUCCCCCCUCUCGAGUCGCCUCAGGUGCAGGACGUGCCUCCCAUCCUCCAUCUGGGGCUCUACAGCUUUGUGGGCAUCUCCAUGGUGGCGCUGGUGAUCGUGGUGAUCCUGGCGUGCCUUCUCGUCCGGGCCAAGAGGCGCCGCCCCGGGCACGAGCGGCGGACGCCGCCCAUCGUCCUGAGCCAGCUGCAGGAUUCCAUUUACGAGGAAGCGCCCUUCCUGGCUCAGAGUUGCACGCCCCCUCCCGUGCCUCCGCCCACGACGCUUCUGAGGGACAAACAGGACUCCGGGAACGCGAAGCUGAAGGGCAGUUGUGAGGGCGCCGCGGCCAAGCCCAAGGGCGCCGUAGACAAUGACUACAUGGUCAUGAAGGCCGUUUAGCCGCUCGGAAAUCCAAAGGUACAGAGAAAAAGUAAGAAUGCUUGAGAGAAAAGAGCGAGGGGGGGAGAGGGAGAAGAGAGGAAGGUGUUAUCAUAUUCCUUACGUCAAAACUACUAAUUAGAGUUUAGUCGUAAAUAAUGCACCAACAUGUUCGCUUCUGAUUGGUCUCUCCAAAGGUCAAUAUCAUCAAUAUUAUCCUCUUUUUUUAUUAUUAUCCUUUUUAUUUUAUUAUUAUUAUUAUUAUUGUUAUUAUUAUUAUUAUUAUUAUUAUUAUCAUCAUCAUUAUCAUUAACAUUCAUUAUCAUGUUAGUAUUAUUAUCAUAUCAUCAUGUUCUUAUCAUUAUUGUAUCACAAAAGUUAUCUUUGUUAUUCUUGUUAUCAUUAUUAUUAUCAUUAUUAUUAUCAUUAUUAUUAUUAUUAUUAUUAUUAUUAUUGUUAUUAUUAUGUCAUUAUCAUUAUGGCUAUUAUUAUCAUUUCAUUAUUAUGACAAUUAUUACUAUGAUUGCUACUAUUGCCACCUUUGUGUUAUUUGUGUUAUCAGUAUCAUUAUCAUCAUCACGUCAUCAUAAUCAUUAAUUUGUAAUAACCAUCAUUAUCACGAUCACCAUCGUCAUAAUCAUCAUCAUCAGUACUACCAUUGCUUUUGCUUUCCGUAAUGAUAUCUUCAUCAUUAUUAACAUUAAUUAUUGGUAUUAUCAGUGUGCAGACACACACACAUACAAACACACACACACUCUCUCUCUCUCUCUCUCUCACACACACACACACACACACACACACACACACACACACACACACACACACACACACACACACACACACGCACACACACACACUAUACCGUGUACAUAAAAAAAAUGUGUUAGACAUAGACUACGUGGCUGUUUGUAUGUAUAUGAAUAUACAUGUAAACACACACACACACACACACACACACACACUCACACACACACACACACACACACACACACACACAUAUAUAUAUAUAUAUAUAUAUAUAUAUAUAUAUAUAUAUAUAUAUAUAUAUAUAUAUAUAUAUAUAGUGUAUAUGAUGCACAUCCUGCACGACACACGUGUGUAUAUAUAAUUGCAAAUUCAGCUCAUAUAUUGUUUGGAAAUGGUUACAUAAGCUGUUGGUUUCCUUCUUGAAAGCCUUCAUGCACACCGACUAUUUACAGGAAUAUCUCUGUAACAGUGAUAAUUAAAUAAAUAACUAUAUU